Messenger RNA from Rodentolepis nana, 564 nucleotides. Lineage: Eukaryota; Metazoa; Platyhelminthes; Cestoda; Cyclophyllidea; Hymenolepididae. The record is from the annotation of a GenBank genome assembly.
AUGGAGUUGAUGUACGCCUAUAAGGAAUCCGUUGAAGCUGCCAACGCCAGACUCGUGGAAUUGGAGAAGAGCAGAGUUGAAAUAAUCUGCGACACCAGACUAACGGUAACCAAGUGUGAUGAGGUGGUGAGCGAUUCGAUGGCCGAACUCAUUAGUCAUCUAUUCGUCACUCGAACCAAAAUGCUAAAUCAGUUUAAUCGAUUGGAAGCCAAAGCCGACUUUAAUACCAACUCAUUUCUCUCUUCCUUUCUAACUAGCACUAAAACUGGUUUUUACGUUUGCGUUUGGGUAAAGGAGAAUUUUAAGAAAACUCAAAUUCUCCUACUUCCAUUCAAAAGAGCCGAUGUAAGCUAUAGAAUGGAGGGGAAAAUUAGAGGAGACGCUGCAUUUGGCAAAUUUGUCUCCCGAUUCGCCCAACUCUACUCCAAAGACACAACAGAAACGACUGACGGCGUUUUCGCCGAAAUAACUCCCAUUGAUGUCUACUAUGAUCUUAAUCCAGACGGGACUUCCGCACCCCUCCCCCUUCCUCCUUCCCCAACCCCAGAAUCUGGAGCAGGGUGA